Drosophila innubila is the source of this 372-nucleotide messenger RNA. Its product is annotated as U6 snRNA-associated Sm-like protein LSm6. The coding region runs from base 91 to 330 and encodes 79 amino acids. Gene Ontology annotation, biological process: mRNA splicing, via spliceosome; maturation of SSU-rRNA. Gene Ontology annotation, molecular function: RNA binding. Gene Ontology annotation, cellular component: U4/U6 x U5 tri-snRNP complex; sno(s)RNA-containing ribonucleoprotein complex; U6 snRNP. NCBI's taxonomy places the organism in Eukaryota, Metazoa, Arthropoda, Insecta, Diptera, Drosophilidae. The record is from RefSeq and is a predicted model, not a curated record. The transcript is spliced from 2 exons.
GAAGCUGAGCAGACAGACGCAAAGCAUUUUUUGCAGUUUUUACAAUUUUAGCUGCAAAAUCAAAAAAUUUAAUUUAUAUUAGUUUAUAAAAUGUCACGUAAGGAAGCGCUGUCACAGUUUAUCAAUCAAAUACACGGUCGUCCAGUUGCCGUAAAGCUGAAUAACGGCGUGGAUUAUCGAGGUGUUUUAGCCUGUUUGGAUGGUUAUAUGAAUAUCGCGCUGGAUCAGACAGAAGAAUAUGUUAAUGGACAGCUGAAAAACAAAUAUGGCGAUGCAUUUAUACGCGGCAACAAUGUGCUCUACAUAUCCACCCAAAAACGUCGAGUUUAGUACUUAAGUUUAUUCCAUAAAUACACAAACUCCACCUUAUUA